AUGGAUCUGGAAAACGGCGACAACGAGCAGUUUUUGGAAGGUGAUGAUGAUAGCGAGACACCAAGAGAAAUUUGUGACGGAAAAUACUUGGUGGGUUGUGAAAUUGGCAGACGAGGAUUUGGGAUCGUCUACCGUUUUGUAGAUAAAGAAACUAAACAAGCUUAUGCCUGUAAAUGUAUCCUGCUGGAAGACGACGAAAUUGGUGACAAUGAUGAUGGCGAUGAUGGUGUAGACGAUGAUGAUCAAGAGGUAUAUGUUAUGAGGAACAUUCAUCAUCCAAAUAUUGUUGGACUAAAAGAUGUUCAUGUAGACAAAGAAUCAAUUCAGAUAGUAAUGGAGCUAUGUGAAGCCGGCAAUCUUUACGAUCGGAUGGCAGCACGAGGCCCUUUUACGGAACCGUAUCGCGGCAAAUAUUUUCAAGACUGUUGUACAAUUUGUUUCGAACCCGGGGAGAAGUUUGAUGAGGUAGUCGGAGACAUUCACUAUCUUGCACCUGAGAUUAUCAAUAAAAAUUAUGGACCAGAGGCUGAUAUAUGGAGUGCAGGAGUGAUUCUGUAUACCAUGUUAAGUGGGUACAAUCCAUGGUCUGCACAUACUUAUGAAGAUACUGGGAGGCUAAUUCUUAAAGGGGAGUUAAAUUUGAGCACAUAUCCAUGGCCAAAGAUUUCUAAGAGCGCGAAAAAACUUAUCAGGAAAGUGCUAGUGCAUGACCCAAGUAAGCGUUUAACUGCUCCACAAAUUCAUGUUCAUCCAUGGUUACGAACAAAUGCAGACAAUUGA
This is a messenger RNA of Papaver somniferum (opium poppy), 780 nucleotides long. Its product is annotated as calcium-dependent protein kinase 32-like. The record is from RefSeq and is a predicted model, not a curated record. Gene Ontology annotation, cellular component: cytoplasm; nucleus. Gene Ontology annotation, molecular function: calcium/calmodulin-dependent protein kinase activity; ATP binding; calcium-dependent protein serine/threonine kinase activity. The coding region runs from base 1 to 780 and encodes 259 amino acids. Gene Ontology annotation, biological process: protein autophosphorylation; intracellular signal transduction; peptidyl-serine phosphorylation. The transcript has 2 exons. NCBI's taxonomy places the organism in Eukaryota, Viridiplantae, Streptophyta, Magnoliopsida, Ranunculales, Papaveraceae.